AUGUCCAACGACAGUAUUCAUUGGGAAGCGAGAUAUUUACCUGCAGGACCACCACGUUUGCUGGGAUGGAAUGUUCCCGCUGAAGAAUUAAUUCAUAUACCGGAACAUUGGCUAAUCUAUCCCGAGCCAAAUCCUUCUCUUCAUUAUUUAUUGGCCCUUUUAUAUAUCCUUUUUACUUUUCUUGCUUUACUCGGAAAUGGUUUAGUAAUAUGGAUUUUUUGCGCUGCUAAAUCGUUAAGGACUCCUUCAAAUAUGUUUGUUGUGAAUCUGGCAAUUUGUGACUUCUUUAUGAUGAUCAAAACACCUAUUUUUAUAUACAAUUCCUUUAAUACUGGUUUUGCUUUGGGAAACUUAGGAUGUCAAAUAUUUGCAGUUAUUGGUUCUUUAACUGGAAUCGGUGCUGCGAUUACAAAUGCAGCUAUAGCAUACGAUAGAUAUAGUACAAUAGCAAGACCAUUGGAUGGCAAAUUGUCGCGUGGACAAGUAAUUUUAUUUAUCGUAUUAAUCUGGACUUAUACUAUACCAUGGGCACUAAUGCCUGUGAUGGGAGUAUGGGGACGUUUUGUACCAGAAGGCUUUCUUACCAGUUGUUCUUUCGAUUAUCUAACUGACACUAAUGAAAUACGAAUUUUUGUUGCUACCAUAUUUACUUUCUCCUAUUGCAUUCCAAUGAUACUUAUAAUCUAUUACUAUAGUCAAAUUGUCAGUCACGUCAUAAAUCAUGAGAAAGCACUCCGAGAACAGGCAAAGAAAAUGAAUGUCGAUAGUUUACGAAGUAAUGCUAAUACAAGUUCUCAAAGUGCUGAAAUUCGUAUAGCAAAGGCUGCCAUCACAAUUUGCUUCUUAUAUGUUCUUUCAUGGACUCCAUAUGGUGUGAUGUCAAUGAUUGGUGCAUUUGGUAAUAAAGCACUUUUAACACCUGGUGUUACAAUGAUACCUGCAUGUACAUGUAAAGCUGUUGCUUGUUUGGAUCCAUAUGUAUAUGCCAUAAGUCAUCCCAAAUAUAGAUUAGAACUACAGAAACGAUUACCAUGGCUAGAAUUACAAGAAAAACCAAUAUCUGAUUCGACAAGCACUACAACUGAGACAGUAAAUACACCACCGGCCUCAAGCUAA
Molecule: messenger RNA, 1116 nt
Organism: Apis cerana (Asiatic honeybee)
Lineage: Eukaryota; Metazoa; Arthropoda; Insecta; Hymenoptera; Apidae
Gene: Uvop
Product: ultraviolet-sensitive opsin
Biological process (GO): visual perception; G protein-coupled receptor signaling pathway
Cellular component (GO): membrane
Molecular function (GO): G protein-coupled receptor activity
Source: RefSeq, marked provisional